GAUCAUGAAAAAGUGACGACUUGAGAAGGAAGUCGUUGGAAAUUUCAAGUCCUCGAUAUGCCCACGAAGCCGCACCCAAAAAGAUGAACAGAACGAAAAUUCAACGGCGCGUGAUUGGAAGAGCAACGAAAUGAUUGCUGUUCAUAUAUGAAUGAAUGUUUUCUUUCACCGUCUUCCUCGCCGAGAUCCCCUCCUCCAUUUUCUAGGGUUUCUUUGGAUUUCAUCGUUCUCCUCUUCGAUUCGUUGGAUGUUUUCGAUUCUUCUCACGAACUGAGGUAUCUCGUUUCUUUUGAAUUAAUGGCGGCUGUUCUUGAGCUUUUACGCUGAAUUUUGUGGAUUUUUUUUAGUAUUUUACUCUGUUUGACUGAAAAUUUGAGAUGGCGUUUCGGAAUUUUUUACUCUCUUAGAUCUUGUAAACUUGUUUGCUGGCUUAGUUGUUCUGUUUUUGAGAUUCGAGCUUGUUCUUGUGUUAGUGAGAAAUUUCCAAUUUCGGAAAUUUUGUUGAGGUCAAAAUUAUAGUCUGGAAAUGUUGGGAGGACAAUCUAGUAAGAACAAAUCAGGUGGUGGAAAUAUUUCUCCUACUCCCUUCCCCACCAAUGUUGAUUCUCAGUAUGCAGCUGCUUUUAGUUCUUAUGAAUCUGAGUAUGAAAACAAUCCAGAUUUGCAAUCCUUCGAUGUUCGAGUGCAGGAACGAACGAGCCGAGCUCUCAAUUCGCUUGCGAACAGAGUCGAGGUCGGUUCGUUAUCGUUCGAUGCACUCAUGGAGAUCACUGACUUUUUACUGGAAAUGAAUGAAGAUGCUGUCAAGAUUAUCCUUGAAAGUAAAGAGGAUGUGUGGAGCAACAAAGAAUUGUUUAGGCUUGUGGAUACAUUCUUUGAUAACAGUCUCAAAAUGUUAGAUUUCUGUGCGGCAUUGGAGAGAAGUCUACGACGGAGUCGGGAUAGCCAGUUCAUUGUUAAGCUCGCUGUCCGACAGUUUGAGAGUUAUGAGAAUGGAGGUGAUGGUGAGAGAUAUGUUAGGACAUUUGAGCAGUUGAAGAAGUUCCAAGAGGCAGGGGAUCCAUUUGGUAAGGAGUUUGGGAAGUUGCUUAAGUCGUUGUAUGAUCGGCAUGUUUCGACGUUCGAUGACUUGCAAUCUCAAAAGACGAAGCUCGACAAGAAAUUUAGCUCCAUGAAGACAUGGAAGAGAGUGUCGAAUGUCAUUUUCAUUACUGCAUUUGCAUCGGUUCUGAUCUUCUCCAUUGUAGCAGCUGCAAUGUCUGCACCUCCUGUGGUGAUUGCAUUGGCUACUACAUUGGCUGUUCCGAUGGGGCCGAUCGGUAAAUGGUGUAACACGCUAUGGAAUCGUUACUUGAACAGCAUCAAAGCCGAUAAGCAAUUUAUGAGCUCUAUGGAAGGUCACACUUACAUAAUUCUGAAGGACCUUCAGAACAUUGAUGUGCUCGUGCGGAGAUUAUCGAAUAAGUUAGAUUCGUUGUUGCAGAAUGCCGAUGUUGGCAUUCGGGAACUCAGUGCUAUGCAGCUCGUAAUAGACGAGAUCAAGAAAAACCUUGAUGGUUUUGAUGAGACCAUUGAGAAGCUGAGUGUUCAUGCUGCCAAAUGCAGCUCAGAUGUAACCAAGGCAAGGACAGUAAUCCUUCAGAAAAUGGCAAGGCAUCCAACAGCUGAUUAGCUUUGGAAAAUAGAGAUAUGAGAAACUCUUAUUCUCUAUAACUCUUAUUGUCUAUAUCUAUUUAUGAUAAUCUAUGAUGAACACCAAGAUCUCGUUACUUCUUUGUUUCUUCUUUAUAUGGAUGUGGGUUAAUGUACUUAAAUUGUGAUCAAGGCACCCAUUGACUUGGUUUAUAGGUUCUUUUAAAAUUAGCUUCGGCUUAGAGAAAUGUAACGACCCUUAAGAAAAUGUGUAUAGUUUGCUCCCCGUCUUUUGUGGAAGAAUGUCUUAAAUGUUGUCCAAA
Cucurbita maxima (winter squash) is the source of this 1955-nucleotide messenger RNA. RefSeq names its product UPF0496 protein At2g18630-like. NCBI's taxonomy places the organism in Eukaryota, Viridiplantae, Streptophyta, Magnoliopsida, Cucurbitales, Cucurbitaceae. The transcript has a single exon. The record is from RefSeq and is a predicted model, not a curated record. Bases 527 to 1672 code for a protein of 381 amino acids.